UUCAUUAGGUUCAUUCUAAGAAUCGAAGUCAAUUCAACAUCAUGAGUGCUGUCUGGCAUGAUAUUGCGUGUUUUAUUAACGAAAAUGAGAUUCCGCAAGUAUUCAUCGAGAGCGAUAUAAAACCAUCAUUCUCUCCAACAUUUGAUGACAUCCAUACAGACCUGUUGGACGAUUAUGUCGCAAUUCAAGCAGAUUCAACCCGUGAUACAGUGCAGAAUUCAACAUUAGCAUCAUGUCCCAGUGGCAACAAUGGAGAUCUAACAAGUGUUGAUUUAUUUUCGAAUUGGUCGCCUGCUUCAUAUCCCGCAGAUGAAAUACAGAAGGUCGUUCGGGAAAUUGUACCAUCAACGGAAUUCCAUGAAAAUAAAUACAGUCCUUCAAGUCCAGAAAUGCAGGACAUAAUGCAGGAGCUGUUGGCAUUACCAGCAGGUCAGCACACAGAUUCGGCUCCAAAGGUAUAUCAGGAAGUGUGUACUCCGAGCGCCCAAGACGAAACACAAGCGCAGACUAUUAAAGAGUACCUGGAAUCAGUGACAUUUAACGAUGAGAUAUCAGAUCCAGCAAACCAGAUUGUGUCAACAGUGCCGCAGUCCACAGAGGAAUUGAACUCCACACAAAUGUCCUGCGUGUCACCUGAUCAGCAAGGGAUGGAAACUCAGAUUUUCCAAAUCAACGAAAUCCAAACGUCCAACUCUUCUGAUCCUCAAGCACCACCCACUUACGUCUUUCCCAUAACAAUCGAAUAUGUGGGGUUCGCAAAUCCGCAGGACACACCCAAAGAAACACCGCACAGGAAGGGGGCUCGAAAAACCAAAAAGCUGACGACCUUUACCAGCCACUUCAACUGCGAGAAGUGCAUGCGGUCCUUCAAAUCUAAGGGAGGACUGCUGCAGCACAAUCAGCAGAUCCAUUCGGGGCCGACACCACACGCAUGCGACCAUUGUGGGAAGCGAUACCGCGACAUCGACACCAUGCAGCAGCACCGACAGCGCCACCUGAUGAAGGACAAACCGUGCAAGUGCGAGGAGUGUCCGAAGCAAUUCAUUCGGCUGUCGGAUCUGCAGCGCCACGUGCAGCUGCACCAUCGAGUGAGCCGCCACAGUUGCGAUAUUUGUGGCAAGGCGUUCGACCGAGCGGACCACCUGAAAAAUCACAAAUUAAGUCAUCUGAAUGGGACGGUUAAGCGGUUCAAAAAUCAGCAGGUAAUGUAAAGCGAUCGAAGUUUGAGGAAAAUGUUUUAGUUUUAGAAUUAUUUUUGCAU
Armigeres subalbatus is the source of this 1261-nucleotide messenger RNA. RefSeq names its product zinc finger and BTB domain-containing protein 14-like. The transcript has a single exon. NCBI's taxonomy places the organism in Eukaryota, Metazoa, Arthropoda, Insecta, Diptera, Culicidae. Gene Ontology annotation, biological process: regulation of transcription by RNA polymerase II. The coding region runs from base 42 to 1211 and encodes 389 amino acids. The record is from RefSeq and is a predicted model, not a curated record. Gene Ontology annotation, molecular function: DNA-binding transcription factor activity; RNA polymerase II cis-regulatory region sequence-specific DNA binding.